Molecule: messenger RNA, 1689 nt
Organism: Geodia barretti
Lineage: Eukaryota; Metazoa; Porifera; Demospongiae; Tetractinellida; Geodiidae
Source: the annotation of a GenBank genome assembly
CUGGAGGACGAGGACUAUCCGACAGUAGACGACGAGGAUGUGCUGGCAUAUCUGGAGGCGGAGAACGACUAUUUCGACGUCUCUAUGGAACCCUAUCAGGACCUGAUUGACAGCAUCUACAAGGAGAUCGAGGGGCGCCAGCCGGCGGAACUGACCAGUCUGCCCCGAAAGGGCGGGGACUGGUAUUACCAGUGGAGGUAUGGUGAGGGGAGCCAAUACCGCCAGUGGCUGCGCUGGCCGGCAUCCGGCCCGGAUGCGAGAGAGGGUCCCACCGACAACUCCCAGGUGUUCCUGGACGAGCCGGCGUUGGCGGAGGGCCUGGAAUACUUCCGCCUGGGAUCCCUUUCGGUUAGCAACGUCGGCUCCAAGGUGGCCUACAGCACCGACACCAACGGGUCAGAACGGUACACCCUCGUGGUAAAGGACCUUGUGACAGGGGAAUUGCUGCCAGACGAGAUCGAGGAAACGAGAGGAGGGGCCGUCUGGUCCAGCGACGACUCAUCCUUCUUCUACACUUCGCUGGACGAUACCGGGCAUCCGUUUCAGGUGCGGCGGCACAUCGUGGGUGGCCCAGUCGAGGACGAUGCGGUGGUUUACGAGGAGACCGACCCGGGAUUCUUCGUCUGGGUAACAGGCACCAACUCCGAGGAAUACGUCAUCAUCGGAGGGGGUGACCACGUGACUUCUGAGUACCGGCUGAUCGAUGCGGACGACCCGGCAGCCGAGCCAGUCCUGGUGGCUCCGAGGAGGGAAGGCCACGAUUACUCGAUUGACCACCAGGGUGAUCGCUUUGUCAUUAUGACCAACGACAAACACCAGAACUACCGGAUCGCCACUGCGCCCGAAGGCGACCCCACGGAGACGGCCUGGGAGUCCAUUCUGGAUGGCACAGACUCGCUAUACAUUCAGUACUUUCACGUUACGGAGGAUUACAUCGCUGUCGAGGAGCGUGUCGAUGGCCUGGACCAGGUGCGCAUCAUCGAUCGCAAUGACGAUCAGACGCACAUCCCAUUCCCUGAGGAGGCCUACACAGCCUACAUCCAAUUCGAUCCCGAAUUCGGCGUCAACACUCUCCGGCUCUCGUACACGUCCAUGACCACACCCUGGACGGACAUCGACUAUCACAUCGACACGAAAGAGCUCGAGGUUCGUAAGGUGCAGGAGAUUCCCAGCGGGUACGACGCAUCGCAAUUCGUUACCAUCAGGGAACUGGCCCCCGCGAGGGACGGCGUGAUGGUCCCCGUUUCCAUCGUACGCCACAAGGACACGCCGUUGGACGGUUCGGCGCCCCUGUAUAUCUACGCCUACGGCGCCUACGGCAGUGCCGUUUCCCCGUACUUCUCAUCUGCCCGCCUGUCCAUGCUAGAACGAGGGUUCAUCUUCGCCAUCGCCCACGUCCGGGGCGGAGAUGACCUGGGUUACCACUGGUAUGAGGCCGGCAAGCUGUUCGAGAGAACCAACACCUUUAACGACUUCGUCGAUGUGGCGCGCCACCUUACAGACAAGGGGUACGGGUCGGAGGGGCGGAUCGCCAUUUCCGGGGCCAGCGCGGGCGGGACCCUGAUGGGGGCGGUGGUGAACCAGGCGCCGGACCUCUGGGGCGCGAUGGUCACCCAGGUCCCCUUCGUGGAUGUCCUGAAUACCAUGCUCAAUGCCGACCUGACCCUUGACACCGCCGGAGUGGCCUGA